Messenger RNA from Lottia gigantea (owl limpet), 1107 nucleotides. RefSeq lists its product as hypothetical. NCBI's taxonomy places the organism in Eukaryota, Metazoa, Mollusca, Gastropoda, Lottiidae. The transcript has 2 exons. The record is from RefSeq and is a predicted model, not a curated record. Gene Ontology annotation, molecular function: G protein-coupled receptor activity. Gene Ontology annotation, biological process: G protein-coupled receptor signaling pathway. Gene Ontology annotation, cellular component: signaling receptor complex; endosome; plasma membrane. The coding region runs from base 1 to 1107 and encodes 368 amino acids.
AUGGAAAAUUCUUCAAUUUCCAAUUUCACACAGAUAGCAGACGUUCCGGACAUUGCCUUGGAACGCAUUUUGGGUGUGAUUGGCAUGGCAACCAUAAAUUUUCUGGCAUUUUGGGGAAAUUUUAUAAACAUUGUUGUCAUCGUGACCAAACCUCAAAUCAGACAUAAUUUAUCAAACUUAUUACUUCUCAAUCUGUGUUUCAUUGAGAUUUCGGCUGCCAUCUUCUUGUUGCCUUCGGCUAUCGUUUCGUAUUAUUCCGACUCAUGGAUUUUUGGUGAGUCCUUUUGCGCCCUGAUAGGAUUUUUAGGAAGUUUGUUUUCGUUUGCAUCCAUCGCAAAUUUGUGUGUGAUUAGCGUAGAACGUUUUUACAGCAUUCGAUUCCCUAUGCAUCAUGCGGCUCACAUGAGUUUAACGAAGAUUCUGUGCAUGAUCGGUUUUGUGUGGAUGGACAGUCUCCUUCUGUCCGUGCCCCCUCUGUUAGGGGUCAACUCCUACUCGUUUCAAUCCUAUAAACGUCAGUGCUCUUUUUCCUGGGGGCUCGAGAUAAUGAACAAAGUCUACGUUUUAAUCGUCGGACUACUGUGCUUCAUCGUACCUGCCCUAAUCAUUUUUCUCAUGCAUUGGGGAAUUUUUCGAGUGGCACAUAAAGCGUUAACUCGUAUUAACCCGGGGAUAAAUCGUCAAUCGCUCCAAAGCACGAAUCACCAUAAAGCGAUCAAAACGUUAUCCAUAACGUUAACGGCGUUCGUGAUAUUCUGGGGUCCGUAUUAUUUGUAUCACGGUUAUGGUGCUAUUAGAGAUCGAAUCUCCCAUAGACAUGUAAUAGAGGUGAUCGUACUUUGGUUGGGAUACUGUGCCUACGCUAUGAAUCCGUUUCUAUACAGCUUUCUCAACCGGGCAAUACGAACUGAAGUGAUCGAACUGUAUAAAAAGAUAUUAUGUUGCCGAGUGUGUAUAUUUAAAGACGAAAGUGACGAAGAUGAGGAUCUAGGAGACCAGAAUUUCAUCCAGUUUCUGGAAGGGAGUGGCAGCUGUGUGGGAAUGGGUCAACAUCGUUCAAGCCAUUCUCGGGUGGACAGCGAGUCCAAUUCCAUACAACGAUGGUGA